GGUCUCAGUGGAUAUUAAGAGGGGAAGCUUGGAUAAAAUACCAAGGCCUGCAUCUAGCUCAAGAGCUUAUCCUAAUUGUAGAUCUUUAAAACAUCUAUGGAGUUACCAACAGCAGAGCCACAUUUGCCUAAGGUUGAUUCACCUGUCAGUUUGCCUGGUAGUCAUCAAAGAGGCAGUUUAGAACACUGCUGUCCAGAGGAAAACAAAGGUGAUAACAGAGAGAAAUCUGAUGUCAAGGAAUUAAGAAUAGAUUGGCAAACCACGAUGGAGAGUACAACUGUCUUUCUUCAGAAAUGUAUACGGAAUCGCAAGAAGCUGUCAGGAUGUAUCUCUAACUCAGAUUCUGGAGGCGACUGCACUGAAAUACAGACUUUAAAAUUCUGUGAACCUUCCCAAGGAAAACUAAGUAAUGCAAGAGCAGCAAACCCUUCCAACUUGGAAUAUUCUGAAGAAACAGAUGUAGAUCCUCAGAUUCAAGCAGCUAUAAAGAAAAUGAAUAAACUUGACACAAUACUGGCAAAAAAACAUUUUAAGGAGAGAGCAAUUAAAAAACAAGGCAAAGAAAUGAGGGCAAAGCUCUGGGAAGAGCUUCAGUCUAUCAGAUCCACUGAAAGCCAUGAAGAGAUAGAAAACACAAAAUUUUUUUUAGCUUUGAUCUCGCCAUGGCAGGAUACAGCUGGUCCCUCCUGUGCCAAGGAAGAAGAAAGACUUACUUCAGUAUUUCACACACAAAUUAAUCCAGAAGAUUAUGAUAGCCAUAAACCCCAGUGUAAUCAGGAUUAUCCAAGUGAAUUAGAAAUAAAUGAAUUUCUUAAUGAACCAGAAAAAAUGCAUAUCAACAAUAAAAAUAAUAAGGAUUUCAUUAAAAAGAACAUAGAGCUAGCAAAGGAUUCAGAAAACCGUUUCAUGCUUGAAGAAGAAAGAAAAAGGCUAAUUGAACUACUGAAAGAUACAGAAGAUGGAACCGAAUUGCAAGGUCCUGAGGAGGAUGUAUGUGGCUGGCAAGAACCCGGAGAAGGGUAUAUACCUGACCUGAUGGAACUUCAUCACCUAAAGGAGAUAGACAUUAAACUUCAAGCGCUAUUAUCUCAUAGGGAUUUUUCAGCUAUUUCCAGCUCUCAGUCAAAACUUCCAAGCCAGAGUUAUCAGGAGUCUCUGGUUUGUGCAAACAGAAGCCUAGAAGCAGUUCCAGGUGAAAAGGUUCUGCGAGACAACAAGGAACAACGUGAUCAACAAAAUCGUCUGAAAGAAAUAGAUCUUCAGCUGAAAUCCGUAAAGAGAAAUCAUACUGAAGAACAAAUGGGCCUCUCUGAAGAGCAGCUUAAGACCCUUCUGGAAGAAUGUAUACAGGCUCAGAGAACAAUAAGCAACGUUACCAUGCCAAAGUCUCAGGAAUCUCUUUCUUUUGGAUUAAGUCCCCCUUGUUACACAAGUCAAAACUCCACUCUUCACUCCACAUCUACUCUUUCCAAAAUGUUAGUUGAAGACCAUAUUGUAGGGAUGUUAACAGCUCAGGAAAAGACUGGACUGGAAGACAAAAGCUUGUGUGUUAAUGCAGAGAGUGAAAUCCCUGGCUGCUAUAUCAGCAAAGCACUGGUUGAUAGACACUUAUCAAAGGAUUCACUGGCCCAAACAGAGGAACCUGCUGACCUAGAAGGUUUACAGAAGAUGGAAGAUAAGAGCAUUACUAAAGGUUACUUUAUGUCAAGAGCAUUCAACACAAAAAGGUUGAAGAAACCUUCUUUCUUGGAUGAACCAUUAUAUUGCAUCAGCACAAACAAUGAGCCAUCCACAGAGGCUGACAUUCUCUGCAUACCACUGCAAACCAAAGGAGAUGAUAUGAAGAUGGAAAAGAUGUGGGGAGAGUGACUAGACACUUCUUUGCACAACUGUGUUUUUGAAAGUCUGGUUAAGCCUCCAUCAGUGAUAUUAUCCUGAUACAGUAUCAUUUCAGACAACUUGAAGUGAAUGAAUUAUCAUCUUUGAAAACUGUUCAGUGAGCUUAUUCUUAAGAGGUAAUUGUUGUUGCAGUUUAAUUUCAAAAUAAAUUCUUGCAUUUCAUUAAA
Messenger RNA from Neopsephotus bourkii (Bourke's parrot), 2066 nucleotides. It is a transcript of the gene FSIP1, whose product is annotated as fibrous sheath interacting protein 1. The record is from RefSeq and is a predicted model, not a curated record. The coding region runs from base 97 to 1869 and encodes 590 amino acids. Lineage: Eukaryota; Metazoa; Chordata; Aves; Psittaciformes; Psittacidae. The transcript has 12 exons.